This is a messenger RNA of Pyrenophora tritici-repentis Pt-1C-BFP, 1503 nucleotides long. RefSeq lists its product as uncharacterized. Lineage: Eukaryota; Fungi; Ascomycota; Dothideomycetes; Pleosporales; Pleosporaceae. The record is from RefSeq and is a predicted model, not a curated record.
AUGACUCGCGCACGCAGCACCGUCGACACCGGUGAACCCGAAACACCGGCUAUGGCCUCGUACGACGCGAGUCGACCGCCGACCCCCAAGCCUUCCACAACGCGUCUCUUAACUCCUCCGAGAUCCCCUAGAAACCUCUCGAAUCGGCUUUGGGUCCAGAAACAGCAGCGAAGGGUCUUCUUGGAACAUCUGAAACGAUGGUCUUUGGACCACGACUCGAGCACGUAUUUUCAGGGAAAGAUAAGUCUGCUUCCUCCCGAUCCUGAAAGCCGGGACGAACUUGUGCUGGGUAAAGUUGUGCACUGCGUGCUUACCGACUCGGGAUUUACGGAUAGUAGGAAGAUGGUUUCCAUUAAACUUUUUGGGCCCCAGAUGGUGGAUGGUGAAACCAAAGAAAGAGGAACCAAAAGGCGUACGAAGAGCGAAAAUAUCGAUAUUUCCACCCAUAAACUUGACCUUACGGAGUAUCCAAAAGACACCUCAAGCCCAGUCGAGGACGACGGAAGCUGGCCACCACCCCAAUCCAAAUCUGUCCCGCCAAACAACUACUACCAACUUGUCAUUCGCUGUGGUUCCGGCUGGGUCUCCGCACGCGACUACUUCAAUAAACUCUACUUUACAAACUUACCGGCCAGAGUCUCGAUGCUCCACACGGCGGACUACAUCUUCGGCAAACGGUCUCAAGCCCUCGGACCGCUGCCAUCUCCCAAUGACACCGUCUCAAUUCAGCCCUUGUUCCAGCCUUUUCUCCGGUUGCCUCCAGAGCUUCAAGAGAUGAUACUCAUGUAUGCCACCGGACUAACACGGGACUAUGAUUUGUGCCACGGUGCACUCUCCCGAACAUCUGGGUCAGCCGAACCACCCAUCAGUCUCUCCGGCAUGUUUCGGAUAUCCCCACCCAUCACCGCUACAAUGCUACCUUACAUCUUCCACCGCACAAACUUUCACUUUGGCCUCACAGGAACCACAAACUUCCUCUGGCAAUGCGGACCCGGCAACCGCCGCCACAUCCGACGUCUCGCUUUUCACUUCGGGCACAGUGCACUGCUGCAUUGCAUGAGAUGGUUAUCACCAGAUGAACUAUACGAACUUUUGGAACCCCCACAUCAAAACUACACACAACCCGGUCUACCACGAUUUUGGAGAUGCCAGUUACGAGCGCUUGUGAAGGAAGUACAUCUCCUCGAACUCACGAUUGACGUCAAGGGAAUCCCCCAAUCGGAAAUUGCAAUGAUGGUUAGAAUAGUAGUGGCAGCGUUUGGCAGUGUUGAGCGCGUCAAGAUUAUAGAAACGAGCUUGCGCGGGUCUACCAAAGUGCUUGCGAAGGAUGAUGAGAAACUCGUGGGGUUGGGAGGCGAGUCGUGGAGGGAGAUGAGUAAGGGGUAUGUGGAGAGGUAUAAGAGGCAGUGGCAUAGCUUGCAUCUCAAGAAGGGAUUAGGAGAGAUGAGCAUGGAGGAGUUGGAUGGGCUGAUGGAUAAGAACAAGGAGUUUUUUGAUAGUUGA